AGGCGUCUUGCGGCUUAAUUAUUUGAGAUGCGCAAAUAAACAGACCUGUAGAACUCCUUCCGGGAAACAUUUGGCCGAAUCUCACUCACUGUCUGCCUGACACUGACAGGCACACCUCCAGCGCACCAGUGAUUAGAGAUCACUCUGUGUGGACAUGCAGGCUUGAAACAUGUGUCUUCUAAAGAGAAGAGAGAAUGGAUGUACGUCUGCUCAGAAGUGCGCUUUUGUUAGUACGAGCGAAAUAUGUUUGUUGAAGGGUCACGCUGUAUGGAGUGUGUGCGUGAGAAAGAGAUACACGCAAGAGAGAGAGUGAAAGAGAAAGAAAAAAAGGAGGGAGUGUGUGGAAGGGAGGGUAGAGAGACUGAAAGAAAGAAGGAAAGAAAGAAAGAGAAUGGAAGAAAUAGGUUUGUGUGUGUAUGUGUGCGAGAGAGGCAGGCACAGUCAGUUCUGAUAACAGCAACAGUAGGAGGAGGAUGAGCUUGGCUCCGCCCCCUUACCCUCUCGCAGCUAUAAAUAGGAGUUGGUGUUUUUUGCUCCUCUCACUUCUCUUGAAGGAUGAGGUCCCUGAAACAUCUCAAACAUCACACCAGAAGUAAUGUGGAAGAGCAGGAAGUUCCUCUGGUCCGUUGCUAUUCUAAAGUGAUGGAGCAUGCGGUAGAUGUUAGCACUCAAACUGACCCGGUGGUGGUCCUGUCCUUGGCCCAGGCUGCUGUGCUGGGCCUCAUAUCGCAGAAUGAAAUCUUUGGCGCCACAAUUGCCCCUAACGGUUUCUUCACAGGAGAAGGACGUGAAGGUGCUGCUCCCCAUGGAGAAUCCAUGGAGUAUGAAUAUGCAGAUCAGCUAAUUGGAGCUAAUGGAGAUUAUCUAUCUGAGCCUCAUGGGGAGAACCGGAAACCUGAAGGGGUCUAUGGGGAAGAGCGCAGACGACCGGGUCCCCGAGGGAGGACCAAGAGGCCCUUGACUGAAGGAGAACCAGAGGAGUCUUCAGAGAGGUCUCUGGAGGCACAGAGUCACGUGAAAGGGGAGAGGCCUGACUUCUCUAUCCCCUGUUAUCUCUCAAAUCCCCAGCAAACUGACAACGAGCCAGAAGUGUUGGAUCUUGCACCUCAGAGACAGCCAAAGAAAGAAGAGCAGUGCAACAAAGGGUACCCUGAACCCUCAAGAGAGCCAUGCAGCCAACAGGUUGACUCUGACACUAAAGUAUCUCAAACCCAUCAAAUUCAAGUGGGGCAUGGAAAGGUGCUGGUGGAAUCAUCUGAGGAACUGCGGGGAAAAGAGGAGGAACGAGAAGAAGAGGAUGAGGAAGUGGAGGAGAGAGCACUGAACCUGAAAACCACAGACGAGGAUGUGAACCCAGCUAUAAGGCGGUACUAUGAAUCCAGCAUGACAGCAUAUGAAGCUGCUGAGAUUGGUCUGCCGGGAGAUUAUGAAGAGGGUGGCCAGCCCAUGGUUUGGGCUGAGAGUGAAAACUCCCUCGGUAGACGGAUGCAGAUCGACCGGCUAGAUAUCAACGUGCAAAUUGACGAAUCGUACUGUGUGGAUGUGGGUGAAGGUUUGAAGAGAUGGAAGUGUCGCAUGUGUGAGAAGUCCUACACUUCAAAGUACAACUUGGUUACGCACAUUCUAGGUCACAAUGGCAUUAAACCACAUGAGUGUAUGCACUGUGGGAAACUCUUCAAGCAGCCCAGCCACCUUCAGACACAUUUGCUUACUCACCAGGGCACACGGCCACACAAGUGCACUGUCUGCAAGAAGGCCUUUACCCAGACUAGUCACCUUAAACGCCAUAUGUUGCAGCAUAGCGACAUCAAGCCUUACAGUUGCCGUUUCUGUGGCCGAGGCUUUGCCUAUCCUAGUGAGCUGCGCACCCACGAAACCAAGCACGAGAGUGGACACUGUCAUGUCUGCACACAGUGUGGAAUGGAGUUCCCCACACAUGCUCACCUCAAGCGCCACCAGGUCAGCCACCAGGGCCCAACAACCUUUCAGUGCACUGAAUGUCAUAAGUCCUUUGCCUACCGUAGCCAGCUUCAGAACCAUCUGAUGAAGCACCAGAAUGUGCGGCCCUAUGUCUGCUCAGAGUGCGGCAUGGAGUUUGUGCAGAUCCACCACCUGAAGCAGCACAUGCUUACACACAAGGUACUGACACAGCAGGCCCCCGAACACAAGGGUAUGAAGGAAUACAAAUGUGACGUCUGUUCUCGUGAGUUCACCCUCUCUGCCAACCUGAAGCGACACAUGCUGAUUCACACCAGUGUGCGCCCUUUCCAGUGCCAUGUCUGCUUCAAGACCUUUGUUCAGAAACAGACACUUAAAACGCACAUGAUUGUCCACUUGCCUGUGAAACCUUUUAAGUGCAAGGUGUGUGGGAAGUCCUUCAACAGAAUGUAUAACCUGCUGGGUCACAUGCACCUUCAUGCCGGUAGCAAACCCUUCAAGUGCCCUUACUGCACCAGCAAGUUCAAUUUGAAGGGUAACUUGAGUCGACACAUGAAGGUGAAACAUGGAAUCCUGGACACCUCAAAUGAAGGACAAGACACCCAGCCUGAUGCGGAGAGUCAGGAAGAUUACGAGGAAGAGAGCUUUGAUUACAGCGAGAGGGAAAAUCUAGCGAGCAACAACGCACAAGAUAUGGCCAAACUAGCCAAAAUUAGCUACUACAACUACACCAAGGUUCCUGCUCGCUACAACACAUCGUAAGCAGCUGACUGAGACACUAUGUGGUUUAAGGCUGGGGAAAAGGACUAACGGUCAUUUAUGUAGUACUCUUGGCUCUGAAGUGAGCCACUGAGGAUAUAGCCAUCAUGAAGUGGAUGUGCACUGGAAGCCAUUUUGGCUCUGAGAAACAAAAGUGACAGCGGAUUCAUUUUAACAAUGUCAUUUUACAUAAGGGAUCAUCUUGAAGUAUUUUUUCUGUUUUUAAAGCCCAUGUUCCUUUAUUUGGACCAUCUUAAAAUGCAGUUCUUAAUAUAUCCUUCCUGAGCCCAAUUUAAUGGUGGAGUGAAAUGAUAUGUACAGAAAUAAGAUGACACUUGUUAUAUACAGACAAUCUACAGCUCUAAAUCGAGAUUGAUCUUGUUGGUGGCCAGCAAGUUAGAUAACACUUUAUAGGACUUAACCAAAGCUGACAAAAGUGCAAAUAGUGCUCAUUGCAAUAACUUCCCCAGAAUUUUUUUUUUUUCAUUAUAACUGACUUUUUGACAAGAUUCUCCUCCAACAUUUCAGAGUUUGUGUGAAUUUUUUAGUGCCUUUUUUGUUUUAUAUCCGUGUUUCUCAACCACAUUCCUGGAGGACCACCAAAACUGCUUGUUUUGGAUGUCUCCUUUGUCUGUUACCCCCAUUUCAGGUCUUUCAGUCUCUGCUAAUGCAGGGUAUAUAGAGGAAUGAGAGAUUGAAAUUCAAUACCUUUUAAGAGAUUUUUUAAAAGACUUUUUGCAUACAUUUUAAGACCUCAUCACAACUUCAGGUAUUAAUUAGUAGCAUUGCUGACAUUUUAACUUGCACUAUAUUUAAUAAAUACUGCUUGCAAGAAA
Molecule: messenger RNA, 3533 nt
Organism: Danio rerio (zebrafish)
Lineage: Eukaryota; Metazoa; Chordata; Actinopteri; Cypriniformes; Danionidae
Source: RefSeq, a predicted model, not a curated record